Molecule: messenger RNA, 6539 nt
Organism: Rhinichthys klamathensis goyatoka
Lineage: Eukaryota; Metazoa; Chordata; Actinopteri; Cypriniformes; Leuciscidae
Gene: myh10
Product: myosin, heavy chain 10, non-muscle
Exons: 43
Coding region: 195-6221 (2008 amino acids)
Cellular component (GO): myosin complex
Molecular function (GO): actin filament binding; cytoskeletal motor activity; ATP binding
Source: RefSeq, a predicted model, not a curated record
AGUUCAGAGAAGCAGGGCUGCUGCGGACGGUGGCAUCAGUGAGAACUGAGAAGGGGCGAAACAAGGGAAUAUUUGGCCGACUUUCAAAAUAACUGGAUAAUAAAAACGGGACGCGCUGGAUUGCAACUCAUUCAUCUCUUCGUGCACGUAGGUCUCAUCGCUGACAGCCCCUGGUGGCCUAUAUUUAGUUCCUCAUGCCGGAGAUGGCGCAGCGGAGCGGGCAAGAGGACCCUGAGCGGUACCUCUUUGUGGAUCGAGCCGUGGUCUACAAUCCAGCUUCACAGGCAGACUGGACGGCCAAGAAGCUGGUGUGGGUUCCUUCCGAACGGCAUGGAUUCGAGGCGGCCAGCAUUCGAGAGGAACGUGGAGAGGAGGUGCUUGUUGAGCUGGCUGAAAAUGGCAAGAAGGCCCUGGUGAACAAAGAUGACAUCCAGAAGAUGAACCCUCCCAAGUUCAGCAAAGUGGAGGAUAUGGCAGAGCUCACCUGCCUGAAUGAAGCGUCUGUUUUACACAACCUGAAGGAUCGUUACUACUCUGGGCUCAUAUACACGUACUCGGGACUCUUCUGUGUGGUCAUAAAUCCAUACAAAAACCUCCCCAUAUACUCCGAGAACAUCAUCGAGAUGUACAGGGGUAAGAAGAGGCAUGAAAUGCCACCUCAUAUCUACGCCAUUUCUGAAUCGGCCUACAGAUGCAUGCUUCAAGAUCGUGAGGACCAAUCAAUUCUUUGCACAGGGGAAUCAGGUGCUGGAAAGACAGAAAACACUAAAAAAGUCAUCCAGUACCUGGCUCACGUUGCAUCGUCACAUAAAGGAAGGAAGGACCACAACAUUCCACCAGAAUCACCUAAAGCAGUCAAACUCCAGGCAAAGUUAGAGCGUCAACUCCUGCAGGCAAACCCUAUUCUGGAAUCUUUUGGGAAUGCCAAGACAGUGAAAAAUGACAACUCUUCACGCUUUGGCAAGUUCAUCCGCAUCAACUUUGAUGUAACCGGUUACAUUGUGGGGGCCAACAUUGAAACCUAUCUUCUUGAAAAGUCCAGGGCCAUUCGCCAAGCCAAAGAUGAACGCACCUUCCAUGUCUUCUACCAGCUGUUGGCUGGUGCCGGGGAACAUCUAAGAACUGAUCUACUCCUGGAGGGCUUCAAUAACUACCGCUUCCUCUCCAAUGGUAACAUUCCUAUUCCUGGCCAACAGGACAAGGACAAUUUCCAAGAGACCAUGGAAGCCAUGUAUAUUAUGAGCUUCUCUCAUGAGGAAAUCUUGUCAAUGUUCAAAGUGGUAUCAGCUGUCAUGCAGUUUGGUAACAUUGUGUUCAAGAAGGAGAGAAACACCGAUCAGGCUUCCAUGCCAGAAAACACAGCUGCUCAAAAACUUUGCCACCUGCUCGGCAUGAAUGUCAUGGAGUUCACCCGUGCCAUCCUGUCUCCAAGAAUCAAAGUGGGCAGAGACUAUGUACAAAAAGCCCAAACUAAAGAACAGGCUGACUUUGCAGUGGAAGCCCUGGCCAAGGCCACAUACGAAAGGUUGUUCCGUUGGCUUGUUCACCGCAUUAAUAAAGCUCUGGACAGAACCAAGCGCCAAGGAGCUUCCUUUAUUGGCAUCCUGGACAUCGCUGGCUUUGAGAUAUUCCAGCUGAACUCAUUUGAGCAGCUCUGCAUCAACUACACCAACGAGAAGCUUCAGCAGCUGUUCAACCACACCAUGUUCAUCCUGGAGCAGGAGGAGUACCAGCGUGAAGGCAUUGAAUGGAGCUUCAUCGACUUCGGCCUUGACCUGCAGCCCUGCAUUGACCUCAUUGAGAGACCGGCAAAUCCUCCCGGUGUGUUGGCUCUGUUGGAUGAGGAGUGCUGGUUCCCAAAAGCCACUGAUAAAACCUUCGUGGACAAACUGGUGCAGGAGCAAGGCACUCAUGGCAAGUUCCAGAGACCACGGCAGCUCAAGGACAAAGCCGAUUUCUGCAUCAUUCACUAUGCUGGCAAAGUUGACUAUAAGGCAGAUGAGUGGUUAAUGAAAAACAUGGACCCUCUGAACGACAACGUGGCCACGCUCCUGCACCAGUCCACGGAUAAGUUUGUGGCUGAAUUGUGGAAGGAUGAGAUUCAGAAUUUCCAAAGAGCGUCUUUUUAUGAUGUCUCUAGUCUCCAUGAAUCGCCAGGUGAAGUGGAUCGUAUUGUUGGUUUGGACCAGGUGGCAGGGAUGAAUGAGACUGCAUUUGGAGCUACAUAUAAGACCAAGAAGGGCAUGUUCCGUACUGUGGGUCAGCUUUAUAAAGAGUCCCUUACAAAACUCAUGGCCACACUCAGGAACACCAAUCCCAACUUUGUCCGCUGUAUCAUCCCCAAUCAUGAGAAAAGAGCUGGUAAACUGGAGCCCCAUCUGGUUCUAGACCAGCUGAGGUGUAAUGGAGUUCUAGAAGGAAUCCGGAUCUGCAGGCAGGGGUUCCCUAACCGUAUCGUCUUCCAGGAGUUCAGACAGAGAUAUGAGAUCCUCACCCCUAAUGCAAUACCCAAAGGUUUUAUGGAUGGCAAGCAGGCUUGUGAGAGAAUGAUCCGAGCCUUGGAGUUAGACCCAAACCUCUUCCGGAUCGGUCAGAGUAAGAUCUUCUUCCGCACUGGAGUUUUGGCACACCUGGAGGAAGAGAGAGACCUGAAAAUAACAGAUAUCAUCAUCUACUUUCAGUCAGUCUGUCGAGGAUACCUGGCUCGCAAAGCCUUUGCUAAAAAACAGCAGCAGCUAAGCGCUUUGAAAGUCCUCCAGAGAAACUGUGCCGCCUAUCUGAAACUACGCCACUGGCAGUGGUGGCGACUCUUUACCAAGGUGAAACCUCUCCUCCAGGUGACCCGUCAGGAGGAAGAAAUGCAGGCCAAAGAUGAGGAGCUCAUUAAAGUGAAGGAGAGGCAGGUGAAAGUGGAAACUGAAUUGGUGGAUAUGGAGAGGAAACACCAGCAGCUCUUAGAGGAGAAGAACAUCUUGGCAGAGCAACUACAGGCUGAGACAGAAUUGUUUGCUGAAGCUGAAGAGAUGAGGGCUCGCCUGGUGGCUAAAAAACAAGAGCUAGAGGAGAUUCUUCAUGACCUGGAGUCCCGCGUGGAGGAGGAAGAGGAGAGGAACCAAUCGUUGCAGAAUGAGAAGAAGAAAAUGCAGUCACACAUAACGGACCUAGAGGAACAGCUAGAUGAAGAAGAAGCUGCCCGACAGAAGCUUCAGUUGGAGAAGGUGACUGCUGAAGCCAAGAUAAAAAAAAUGGAGGAAGAUAUUCUGCUGUUGGAGGACCAGAACUCCAAAUUCCUUAAGGAGAAAAAACUCCUGGAGGACCGUGUCAGUGAGAUGACCUCCCAACUGACUGAGGAAGAAGAGAAGGCCAAGAACCUUGGCAAAGUGAAAAACAAGCAAGAAAUGAUGAUGGUGGACCUGGAAGAGCGUCUGAAGAAAGAAGAGAAGACAAGGCAAGAGCUUGAAAAAGCCAAAAGAAAGCUGGAUGGCGAGACCACAGACCUACAAGACCAGAUAGCUGAGCUGCAGGCCCAAAUUGAGGAACUCAAGAUCCAACUGGCCAAGAAAGAAGAGGAGCUGCAGGCUGUACUGACCAGAGGUGAUGAGGAGGUCGCUCAGAAAAACAACGCCCUGAAGCAAGUACGGGAGCUGCAGGCCCAAAUAUCUGAGCUGCAGGAGGAUCUGGAGUCUGAGAAAGCAGCCAGAAACAAAGCUGAGAAACUCAAGAGAGAUCUGAGUGAGGAACUGGAGGCUCUGAAGACUGAGCUGGAAGACACCCUGGACACCACCGCCGCCCAGCAAGAGCUGAGGACCAAAAGAGAGCAGGAGGUGACCGAGCUGAAGAAAGCCAUCGAUGAUGAGACGAAAAACCACGAGUCACAGAUCCAGGAGAUGAGACAGAGGCACGGCACUGCUCUGGAGGAGAUCUCUGAGCAGCUGGAGCAGGCCAAGAGAGUCAAGUCAAAUUUGGAGAAAAACAAACAGACUCUGGAGGGUGAUAAUAAGGAGCUGACCAGUGAGGUGAAGAGUUUGCAGCAGGCCAAGUCUGAAUCUGAGCACAAGAGAAAGAAACUUGAGGCUCAGCUGCAGGAGUUCAUGGCCCGCUUCAGCGAGGGAGAAAAGAUUAAAGGAGAACUUUCGGACCGCUCCCACAAACUACAGGCGGAGCUGGACAAUGUUUCUUCUCUUUUGGAAGAUGCUGAGAAGAAGGGAAUAAAGCUAGCCAAAGACGCUUCUAGCCUAGAGAGUCAGUUUCAGGACACUCAGGAGCUGCUUCAAGAGGAGACGCGUCAGAAGCUAAACCUGAGCAGCCGUAUCCGUCAGCUGGAGGAGGAGAAGAACAACCUCCUGGAGCAGCAGGAGGAGGAAGAGGAGGCACGAAGGAACCUGGAGAAACAACUGGCAACACUACAAGCCCAGCUGGUUGAGACGAAGAAGAAACUGGAGGAUGAUGUGGGAACUCUUGAGGGUCUGGAGGAGGUCAAGAGGAAGCUGCAGAAGGACAUGGAGGGGACCAGUCAGAAGCUAGAGGAAAAGGCCAUCGCUUUUGAUAAGCUGGAGAAAACCAAGAACAGACUGCAGCAGGAGCUUGAUGACCUCAUGGUGGAUCUGGACCACCAGAGACAGAUCGUCUCAAACCUAGAGAAGAAACAGAAGAAGUUUGACCAGAUGCUGGCAGAAGAGAAGAACAUCUCUGCACGUUACGCUGAGGAGAGGGACCGUGCUGAGGCUGAGGCUAGAGAGAAGGAUACCAAAGCUCUAUCUAUGGCCCGAGCCCUGGAUGAAGCUCUGGAGGCUAAAGAGGAGUUUGAGAGGCUUAACAAGCAGCUCAGAGCCGAGAUGGAGGAUCUGAUGAGUUCCAAGGAUGACGUAGGCAAGAAUGUCCAUGAGCUGGAGAAAUCCAAACGCACGCUGGAGCAGCAGGUGGAGGAGAUGCGCACUCAGCUAGAGGAGCUGGAGGACGAACUACAGGCCACAGAAGAUGCCAAGCUGCGUCUGGAGGUCAACAUGCAGGCCAUGAAGGCUCAGUUUGACCGAGACCUGCAGGCCAGAGAUGAGCAGAAUGAGGAAAAGAAGAGAGCACUGGUCAAACAGGUGCGUGAGAUGGAGGCGGAGCUUGAAGAUGAACGAAAGCAGAGAGCUCUUGCCGUAGCUGCCAAGAAGAAACUGGAGAUGGACCUCAAAGAUGUGGAAGCUCAGAUCGAGGCUGCAAACAAGGCCCGUGAUGAAGCCAUUAAACAGCUACGCAAACUCCAGGCCCAGAUGAAGGACUAUCAGAGAGAGCUUGAGGAGGCGCGCACUUCUCGGGAUGAGAUCUUCACUCAGUCUAAGGAGAAUGAGAAGAAACUCAAGAGUCUCGAGGCUGAGAUUCUGCAGCUGCAAGAGGACCUGGCAUCUUCAGAGCGAGCCAGACGUCACGCAGAGCAAGAAAGAGAUGAGCUGGCAGAUGAAAUCUCUAACAGCGCCUCAGGAAAGGCAGCCCUCUUGGAUGAAAAGAGGAGGCUGGAGGCUCGUAUCUCCCAGCUGGAAGAAGAGCUUGAGGAGGAACAAAGCAACAUGGAGCUCCUGAACGACCGCUUCCGCAAGACCACCAUGCAGGUGGAUACACUGAACACAGAGCUGGCAGGAGAGCGCAGUGCCGCCCAGAAGAGCGAGAACGCCCGUCAGCAGCUGGAGCGGCAAAACAAAGACUUGAAGUCCAAACUGCAAGAACUGGAGGGAUCCAUCAAAUCAAAGUUCAAGGCCUCUAUCGCCGCCCUGGAGGCCAAGAUUAUCCAGCUAGAGGAGCAACUUGAACAGGAAGCAAAGGAGAGAGCAGCAGCAAAUAAGAUUGUGCGUCGCACAGAGAAGAAACUGAAAGAAGUGUUCAUGCAAGUGGAGGAUGAGCGUCGCCAUGCUGACCAGUACAAAGAACAGCUGGAAAAGGCAAACUCCCGCAUGAAGCAGUUGAAGAGGCAGCUGGAGGAGGCUGAGGAAGAGGCGACUCGAGCGAACGCCUCGCGCAGGAAACUCCAGAGAGAGCUGGACGACGCCACUGAAGCCAGUGAGGGUCUGAGCCGAGAGGUCAACACGCUCAAAAACCGCCUCAGACGAGGAGGUCCCGUCAGCUUCUCCUCGAGCCGCUCCGGACGCAGACAGCUGCAGGUGGAAGGAGAGUUCUCUGACGACGACGCAGACAGCAAGGCCAGCGACCUGAACGAGAACCAGGCGGCCCAAGUGGAGUAGAGCCAUCAGCCCCACUGCUUCCUCUCCUAAAUGACUCUCUCCUUUAGCUGUGUGGGGUCAGCGGUACAGAAAGAGGACCAGUGAGCAAUGCACACACACACACACACACACACACACACUAACACUUCCGCACUCAGAAUUAAGCUACCCUCGGCCCUACAUUUAUAUCCCCUCCCUACCAAGGGAGCAUCAACUCUGCCUUGUUCUAAAUGCAAGAUGCUUCAACUACAAAAAUACUGCGCUCACAACAGAACACACUAGAAGUACAAGUGCAUUUCAAACAUCAGAGUUUGCUUUGUGCUCAUUCAUAAGAGCGUU